CCCUUCUCCAUCUGAGCAAGAUGGCAGCGCCCGGUGGGCUCUGAAGGAUGAGGCUGACUCGGAAACGCUUCUGCUCUGCGCUGUUGGCCACCUAUUUGCUCUUCUCCCUCUAUGCCGCAUACAGCGUAUUUCUGAAACCCCGCCGCCCCGCUGCUUCGCGGGCAGGAAAGAAGGAGAAGCAUGGUCGAGAGCAUGCUGUAUUGGGACCUGAAGAAUGGAAUCCUUGGGAAAGCGAUGAGAGAAAUAAUUUACAGCACAAGUCUGAAAAUAGCCUUCAGUUAUUAAAAGAUAUGAAAUUGCAGCAUGAACAAACAGAUCUCAGAGUGCAAAUCUGGGGGAAAGCUGCUAUUGGCCUUUAUCUAUGGCAGCAUAUCAUAGAAGGUCCCCUCAACCCUGCAGAUGUAUCAGCUCAGUGGAGAGAAGGAAGCAUAAAAGCAGGGAAAUCAUUCUUCAGCUUCAUCACAGGUCCAGCUGUAGUCCCUGGAUACUUCUCAGUAGAAGCUGACAAUGCAGUUAUAGUGCUGAAUGGCAGAGAAGAAGGAAAGAUCUCCUACGCCACUCAGUGGCUGCAUUAUGCACAAACCUUAGUCCAAACUCAUAAGCUACAACAUGUUGCUGUUGUUUUGCUUGGAAGCGAACAAUGCAGCAAUGAAUGGAUUUACCCUUACUUAAAAAAAUAUGGAGGGUUCGUGGACCUGCUUUUCAUAAUAUACGACAGCUCCUUAGUGAAUGAAGAAGAUGUUUUCCAGUGGCCUUUGGGAGUAGCUACCUACCGAAAUUUUCCUGUAGUUGAACCGAGCUGGUCAAUGCUCCACACUCCAAGGUUGUACCAGUGUAAUUUCUUAGGAACUGUUUAUAAGAAUUCAUCGAGAGAGGUCCUUAUGGAAGUCCUGAAGCAAAGUGGACUUGAAAAGCUCUGUUGGAUUUCAGCCAGAGAAGAGUGGUGGCCUCAAGAAACUGAUGAGAGCCUUCGAAACUAUCAAGAUGCGUUGCUCCAGAGUGACCUCACGUUGUGUCCAUUGGGAGUCAAUACAGAAUGCUAUAGAAUUUAUGAGGCUUGUUCAUUUGGCUCUGUUCCUGUUGUAGAAGAUGUAAUGACACCAGGCAAUUGUGGAAAUUCAUCUGUGCACCACCAUGCUCCGCUGCAAUUACUAAAGACCAUGGGAGCUCCCUUUAUCUUCAUUAGAAACUGGAAAGAACUUCCUGCUGUGUUAAAAAAAGAGCAAAAUAUGACAUUGCAACAAAAGAUUCAAAGGAGAAAAAAGCUUAUGGAAUGGUAUCGACAAUUUAAAGCACAAAUGAGGCAAAAAUUUAUUAGUACACUGGAAAACUCUUUUUUACCUAAGGAUAAAGGCGGGUAAUUUCUGCUUCCAAAUACAAAAGUAGGCUGAGUUGUAAUUUCUUGUGACCUUCCAGUGAUAUUUUAUGUAAAGAAAUACAUUUUGUCAAAAUGCAAUUACAUUUGUAUGUGGGGAAACAUGCAUGAAUGUUUGCCUCUGAUCAAGGGAUGCUGCAUGAAUACCUGCAUCUCUCCUGGCUUACACCCGGACCAUCAAAGCGAGUGUAUAAAUAGCAGCUUCGCACACACAGCAGAGGCGGCCCAGCAGCUCUUGACAGUUCCCUUUUGUGCACGUUUUUGUGCAACGGAGUCAGUGGGCACCUCUCCCGGAGUGCUCUCUUGCAAUGUGUUUCCCCUGCAACAAAGAGUUUUAGGAGUGCAGAACAACACUCCAGGAGAAGUGCCUCCUGGCUCCCUUGUGCAAAAAUGCACACUCAAGGGCACUGACAGAGCUGCAGGGAAAGUCCCACUGCGUGCACAAAGCUGUUGUAUACACACACACUUUGGUAGUCAGGAUUUCCACCACUAGCUUUUUAUUUAUCUUUCAGUUAUUUUUAAAAGUGGGAUUUUUUAAUCCUCUAAACUUGAUCCUGUGUAAACACUUCUUUUGGAGCAAACACUUGUGUUACUUUCCCCCUAUGCCUUUACCUCUCUUGAUUUAUUUAUUUUUUUAAUAGCCUGAACAUUAAUGAAGAACCCAGUUUGUAAAAGCAGAUCAAGGAAAUAUUGAAUCAUGUACUUAUAUAUUAUAGGUACCUGCAAUAUUCUGACUAGGGAAGUAUUUACGUACGCAGCUGAUCUAUACCGAGUCAGACCACUGGUUUAUCUUACUCAGUACUGUCUACACUGACUGGUAGUGGCUUUCCAGGGUCUCAGGCAGGAAUCUUUCCCAGCCCAACCUGGAGAUGCCAGGGAUUGAACUUGGACCUUCUGCAUGCAAAGCAGAUGCUCUACCACUGAGCUAUGGUCCCAUUCCCUAAUGGGGGUAUCUUACAAUUUUCACAUGUAUUCACCCAUCCAAAUGCAAACCAAGGUGAACCCUGCAUAGCCAAGGGGACAAUUCAUGCUCACUACCACAAGACGGGCUCUCCUUCUGGAAAUGGAUUUAAGUCAGAAAUCAUUAUAAUGGCUACAUGGGACCUCUGGAUUCAGAGGUGGUAUGCCUCUGAAUAUGAUUGGAAGGAACAGCAGCGGAGGGCUGUUGCUUUUCAUGCCUUGAUAAUGGGCUUGACAGAAGCAUUCGAUUGGCCACUGUGGGAAACAGGAUACUGAAUUAGAUUGACUUUUCUUGUGAUACAGCAGGGCUUUUAUUUAGUACUUAUGUCAAACAACAACACAGUGAGGUCAUACACACAAUCAAAAACUAUGUUUUACCCAGGUUUGGGAACUGUGUGUGCUCCCAAUUUUUGGUUGUGUGGAAGCAAGGUAGGAAGAAAACCUGGAUAGCUUUGCUUCCUACCUUGCUUCCACAAAAUCACUUCUACUUAGGUGUUCCUCUUUCCUUGCUUCCGCACAACAGAAAAUUGCAAGCACACACAGCUCUCAAACCUGGGUAGAACACAGUUUUUGAUUGUGUGAAUGACCUUAGUAGGAUUUUAUUUGUUUGUUUUUAGGAUGGAAUAAAACAGAGUUUCCAUGAGUAGGAUAAAAGUAUGCAGUGUAGCUAGUGAAAUUAAUACAGUUCUGUAGAUUGCUGCCGAGCAGAGUUAUUUACAGCUGCGGAUAUCUUGUCAUCCCAGGAACGAGAGACAUUGUCAGUUUUGUAUUUGUAGGGCAAAGUGUAAUUCACUUCUUUUCACUUAAAUAGAAACUUAGCAACUGUUAAUCGUGUCUAGACAACUUCCAGACUGGACUGUUUCAUUGCAUUCUGCAUGGGAUAGCCCCUGAAUAUGGUUUGGACGAGUGCAGAAUGCUGCCACUCAGCUAUAAAUAGGUAUGAAUAGGCAUAGCAGAGGCUACUAAUUGGUUGCUGGACCCACUUCAAAGUGCUGCUUUAACUCCAAAAUAUCCUGGGCCUGAUAUUCUCAGGGAAUGUUUCCUCCAAUAUGAACCUGCUGCCCCGGCAGUUAAGAUUGCCUAAUGAGGUCUUGUCUCUGGUACCAACUUAAGCAAGGCUAGACUUGCCUCUAGGGAUGUGCACGGAACCGGCUCCCUUUGAGCUGAUGGUGGGGCAGGGAUGGCUUUAAGGAUGGGGGAAGGUGCACUUACCACCACCACCCCGUCACACUUCCCCCUCCGGCACUCCACAGAUAAAUAGUCCUGCAUGGAGGCAGCUUACCUCCCUGCCACCCCAUUGCUUCCCUGAUUGGAAGUGCCCGGAAGUGCCUUGCGCACGUGCCACAAGGUUGUCAUUGUCUGCGACGUGCGCAAGGUAUUUCCAGUCACUUCCAGUCAGGGAAGCGAUGGGGUGACAGGGAGGUACACUGCCGCCUCACGGGACUAUUUAUCUGCAGAGCAUCAGAGGGGGAAGCAUGGUGGGGAGGGUGUAAGUGCACCCUCCCCCAUCCUUAAAGCCACCCCACCCACGCAUUUGAACUGGUUUGAAUGUGGGUUCCCAACCUAUUCGGAGUUCUAAGAAUACCUUAUGGCCUCUGUGCAUGUGCAGUGGUAAUUUGCAUGGUCAGCGCAUGUGCAGAGGCCAUAUGCAUGCCGAUGUCAAAUGCAGGCUGCUGGGGGAGAGCACCACCAGGAUGCGUUGAUAGCAUUGAUUGGAUUCCAAAUCACGGCACAAUCCCUUUAAAAUCAAGGACUUAUCCAGCCCCUUUAACGCAGAGGAGAGCAGGUCUAUAUACCUGCUCCUCCUCCACCCGCCACCACUUCUGUACUGGCAGCACUCCCUCCAGCUAUCAAUGCAUUCUGGUGAUGCUCUCCCCCAGCAGCCUGCAUUCGAUGUCGGCAUGCAUAUGGCCUCUGCACAUGCACAGAGUCACUCGCAGGCUUCUGGGGGAGAGCUUUAAUGGUGUUCACUGAUAGCUGGGGGGAGCACCAUCAAUAUGGAAGUGGCAGUAAGCAGAGGAGGACCAGGUAUGGACCUGCUUUCCUCCACAUUAAAGGGGCCGGGUAAGCUCUCAGUUUUAAAGGGAUUGUACCGCAAUUCAGAAGCCGAAUCAUGUUUGGAGCACAUCUCUUUUAUAGUUUAUGGCUCCUUCCCUGUUAUCUUUCUGGAGACAAAUUACAAGUUUUCUUUUUCAUUAUGGCUUCAAUAUUUAAUUUGAGGUUUUGAUAUUUGACUAGCUACUUUAGUUGAUCUUCUAAAUUAUUUUAUUACUUACAUUGUUUUAGGAUCUUGUUCAUUUAAGGGUUUUUUUGCAUACCACUUUGGGGAUUUUAUAUUGAUAAAGUGGCAUGAACAUUAAAAAAAAAUAGUAAAUAUAGCAGCAAGACAGACAGGGAGAGAAGAGUGUUACUCCCUUUUGCUAGGCUGGUUCACAUAAAUUCAGUGCAUAGGAGCAGCAAAAAAAUGGAAUUUAAGGUGGCCAUGGAUUAUACAUGCUGUUUAUGUCAAAAGUCUUUCCACAGGAAUUUGAAAGUUUUGUGUUUGUGAAGCAUGAUUUAAACAGGAGACACUUCACAAAAACAGGUUGCUACAUGGAGCCAUCUCCCUGUGUCUGCCAUGCCACUAAUCACAUGUAGUAACUGGCCUAGUGUCUUGUUAUUUUAGAUGGCAGAUCACAGCUAGGUACUGUAUAUGUGUGGAUGCAUACUCACACCAGUCAGGCCCAUUUUCCCACCUUACAAAUAUUUCCAAAGAUAAAGAACUGUAAUAUAUUUAAUUAGGAUUUCAAAGCAUAUGUACACCUGAUAGCCUUGGUCUCUUGUACUGUACCUAAUUAGAUGACUGGACUUGGGACUGAGCCACUUCUAUACAGUAUGAUUAAUAUUUUACUAGGGAAAUGCACAGAACCAGCUGGCCCGAACACACACACACCCCGGUUCAGUUUGGGGAUGGGGGUUCAUGAAUUUUUAAAAGUUAAAAAAAAAAAAACCUUUAAAAUGAUCUUCGAGGUGACCUGGUGACCUCACAGAGACCAUUUGCACAUGUGCGGCGGCCGCCGUUUUUGCUGACGCGCUGAACUACGGAGGCCCGAAAGGGCCAAAGAACUGGCCGAACGGGCUGGAGGGAGUGAUUUAGGAGGCCAGCAGGGGGAAGGGGAACCUCCGCGGAUCCUCCCCCCGCUGCCUCAAAGACCAUUUUAAAGGUAAUUUAAAAAAAACUUUUUAAAAAUCACACACUCCCCCAAACCUUUGGAGGGGUUCGGUUCUAGGCCGAACCAAACUGGGCGUGGGUGGGUUUCAGUCUGGCCUAGAACCGUCAAACCAAAAUGGUUCAAUGUUGAACCGGUUUGCACAUCCCUUUUUGUUACCACUACCUCUCUUUAUCACUUAUAACAGAAUGCUAAAACAUUUCUCAAGAUCAUUCUCUGAUGUAUUUGCUCCUUCGUAGAUGUUACAUGAAAGUAGUGAUACUCAUUUACUACCUUUUAAUGAGUUGUAUAUUUUUUUAAUCCUCCUUUUGAUGGUUCAAUCAGUUAUCCUAUUUACAAGGAAACAUUGCUCUGGAUCAAUGUGUAAGCAACUUGUUUUGAUUUCAAUAAAUACUUCCAAGUUAGUGACUUAGAAUAGUAGCUUUAAUGUGUUUGCACUUGAAGAUGUUGUGUUUGUUUUUAUUAAUUCGGUUAACUGAUGUCCAAAUGAUUUGUGGUUUCUAAAUUGAUGUUGGUUGCAUUUUAAAAUUAAAUACUUGAGAUAUGA
This is a messenger RNA of Hemicordylus capensis (graceful crag lizard), 6091 nucleotides long. It is a transcript of the gene RXYLT1, whose product is annotated as ribitol xylosyltransferase 1. NCBI's taxonomy places the organism in Eukaryota, Metazoa, Chordata, Lepidosauria, Squamata, Cordylidae. Gene Ontology annotation, cellular component: Golgi apparatus. Gene Ontology annotation, molecular function: ribitol beta-1,4-xylosyltransferase activity. The transcript is spliced from 6 exons. The coding region runs from base 48 to 1361 and encodes 437 amino acids. Gene Ontology annotation, biological process: protein O-linked glycosylation via mannose. The record is from RefSeq and is a predicted model, not a curated record.